AUGAAAUAUUUGUCACGUGUUGAGAAGCAAGUCAGUUAACCUGGCCAAAAGCUAACGUCAUCAGAAACACCAACAGAGAGUCCAGAGAUACCAAUGGAAAAUACCAUGUCCCCUGAAGUUUCUGUUGUGGAAGGAAAGGUGAAGUCAAGUGACAGUCCAGUUGAGAGAUGGGGGGCAGGCUCAGACAAGGAAGAAUGCCUUGAGCCCAUGUCCAAGAGGCAAAGGAAGAAGCUAUUGAAGCAGAAACAGUGGGAAGAACAGAAAGAUCUACGAAGGCAGAAACGAAAAGAAAAACGACAGAAGAGAAAACUAGAACAUCAGUCAAAAUUGGACUCCAGAAAUGAAGGGAAUGACAAAAAGCGUAUGCGAAGGGAAGCUGUUCCUAGUACACUUCGCCUCAUUGUGGACUGCAGCUUUGAUGACCUGAUGGUGCUAAAGGAUGUUAAGAAGCUUCACAAGCAAAUUCAGAGAUGUUAUGCAGAAAACCGCAAAGCAUUUCAUCCUGUGCAGUUUUACUUGACCAGCCAUGGGGGUCAGUUGAAGAGCAACAUGGAUGAAAAUGACAAAGGAUGGGUGAACUGGAAGGAUAUCCAAAUUAGAACAGAGCACUAUAGUGAGCUAAUAAAGAAAGAAGACCUAGUAUAUCUUACCUCAGAUUCCCCGGACGUUCUCAGUGAGCUUGAUGAGAAGAAAGCCUAUGUGAUUGGAGGACUGGUGGAUCACAACCACCACAAGGGAAUUACUUACAAAAAAGCUGUAGAGCAGGGAAUUGGUCAUGCACAGCUCCCACUUGGAAACUUUGUCAAGAUGAACAGUCGGAAAGUGUUAGCUGUUAAUCAUGUGUUUGAGAUCAUCCUUGCAUACCUGGAGAAGAGAGAAUGGAAGGAAGCCUUUUUCAGUGUCUUACCACAGCGGAAAGGGGCUGUUCCUUUGGGAGAAGGUAGUGAUUCACCCAAGCAUGCUCUGUCUGGAAAAGAUGAUGAAGGCAAUGACUUAGACAGCAACUAGGCUUCAGAAUGAGAAGAUGAGAAAGAUGAUACAUGCAGCUCAUGGGAUAAAACUAGGACAUGAAGUAGUUCUGCUCCAAAGACCAUCUGCUGCUCUUGUGAUACUGAAUUGUCUCCAUGCUCGGUAGUUCCACUGUUUGCCCAGAGCUGUUCCUGGAUGUAAAGGGUAAAGAGAAAUGCAGUUUCUUACCCUGACACUUCCAUAUUAAUAGCUUUAAAAAAAAAUAAUAAAUUGAUGACAAAUGCAGAAUUUAUUUUGUUUCCC
This is a messenger RNA of Mesitornis unicolor (brown roatelo), 1272 nucleotides long. RefSeq names its product tRNA methyltransferase 10 homolog A (S. cerevisiae) (gene TRMT10A). The transcript is spliced from 7 exons. Gene Ontology annotation, biological process: tRNA N1-guanine methylation. Gene Ontology annotation, molecular function: tRNA binding. NCBI's taxonomy places the organism in Eukaryota, Metazoa, Chordata, Aves, Mesitornithiformes, Mesitornithidae. The record is from RefSeq and is a predicted model, not a curated record. Gene Ontology annotation, cellular component: nucleus; cytosol; nucleoplasm.